AAUAUUAACGGUCAAAAUGCGGUCACUCUGUUCACGUCCCGUCACGCAAGCAUCGUCGUCCAUUUUUGCUAAGAAGCGAGACGAAAAUUUGUAAAUUAUAUCUAGCGAGUCGCCGAGGACGAACAACUAUUGACAGUGCAUUUCAGUGGCCUUUGGAAUACUGCUCAAACAACCAGCAAGCAAUAACAUUAACUAUAUCUAACCGAAAACCUAAAUUAAUCACCCAAACCGAAGUACGGACGUGAAUGUAAGUUGGUAUGUGCCAGCGGACUAGUGGCACAAUAAAAAAGUAAAUAAAGCGCGUGUGAAGUGGUGCAGAAAGCAAAAAGGCAGUCGGAAGGAAAAAUUCAAAUACGCAUUAAUCCGACGCUUGAUCUUCCAUCUGCAGCAUCCAUCAUCCGGAAUCGAGGCAAUAAUCAGCAGCUACCGACAAUCAAGCAAGCCAUCUAUUCAUCAGAAGACCACCGGGUAGUAGAACCUCAACCAUAGCGAUGGCCUGUGCAACCCUGAAACGAGCCCUAGACUGGGAGUCGAUGAACCAGCGGCCUCCGAAGCGCCGGCGCUGCAAUCCUUUUGGACAGGCCGGGAGCAAUGCAGGUCCAGCGUCGCCAUCCCGCGACGGUCCCAGCACCUCGGCGGGUCUGCCCCACACGCCCAGCAACCGAUUCGCCAAGGACAGCACCGAACCCAGUCCGUUCAGUGAGUCGUCGCUGGCCAAAAUGUCACCGGACAAAAUGGCCGAGAGCUUGUGCAAUGAGAUCAAGAGACUGCACAAGCGCAAACAGCUGCCGAUCACAUCGUCGGCCUUGGAGCGCAUGCAGGAUUCGGAGUCCAGCGGAUCGGAGAUGGGUCCGGAGAGUCCGCGCCGCCCGGACAGUCCACAGAACCUGAUGCGCCACGGCGAGAAGGCCCUGUUCACGUUCAAGCAGGUGCAGCUCAUCUGCGAGAGCAUGAUCAAGGAGCGCGAGAAUCAGCUGAGGGAGCGAUACGAGUCCGUGCUGACCACCAAGCUGGCCGAGCAGUACGAUGCCUUUGUGAAGUUCACAUAUGAUCAGAUACAGCGUCGCUACGAGGCAGCGCCUAGCUACCUGUCGUAAAGCUGUGUACGCAGCUGUAGCCUCAGAAAGAAGAAAUUAAUAAUUGCACUACGAUCUUAUGUGACGGUAGAUCUACCGCGACAACAACAGCCCUCAUAAACUAAAACAAACAACAAAUAAGGAAACUAAAGCAAACGCAAAACAAACCAACAAAAAACAAACCUAAAAAGCAAAAAACGAAAAAACAAAAAAAAAAAAAAACAAACUACAACAUACAUCGUGUUUAAUAUAUUUUGAAAUACACGCGAAGAAAACAGUUAUAGUUUAUGCCUAGAUUUACAUAUAUAUUGUAUCGGUUAGCAGCAAAAGGAUUGAAUUAUUUAAAAGCAAGCAUAAACCACAAAAGAGAGAAACCAACAAACCAACUUGUUAAAUUUAUGUUUUUCAAAUAACGCAAAUUCUAAAUAAAAUGACAAAUAUCUAAUAUGAA
Molecule: messenger RNA, 1527 nt
Organism: Drosophila simulans
Lineage: Eukaryota; Metazoa; Arthropoda; Insecta; Diptera; Drosophilidae
Product: akirin
Exons: 4
Coding region: 492-1097 (201 amino acids)
Biological process (GO): positive regulation of transcription by RNA polymerase II; positive regulation of innate immune response
Cellular component (GO): nucleus; chromatin
Molecular function (GO): transcription coregulator activity
Source: RefSeq, a predicted model, not a curated record